Molecule: messenger RNA, 1561 nt
Organism: Trichomycterus rosablanca
Lineage: Eukaryota; Metazoa; Chordata; Actinopteri; Siluriformes; Trichomycteridae
Gene: ccdc77
Product: coiled-coil domain containing 77
Exons: 12
Coding region: 53-1492 (479 amino acids)
Cellular component (GO): centrosome
Source: RefSeq, a predicted model, not a curated record
GACAAACAAAACAAAAAGCAAGGGUUUACAUCGCGUAAAGGCAAUUGAGAGCAUGAUGUACUCUCCACCCAAACAUGUCAGAGACAGCUGUGAGACCAAGCAGGAUGUAGACUCUCCGUUACCUCCUAUCUCUGAGCGCUUGGCAUAUCUGCGUCCAUCUCGUGAACUUCUGGAAUUUUACAGACAGAAAUUGGCGCAGUUUAAUGGAGAACAUGAUGACCUAGUGCAGCUUCUUGAGAAGUACAAGAGCACUAGCGAGGACCAGCACAAGCUGCAGUGGGAAGUGCGUCAGCGUGAAGAGGAGAUAGCAGAGCUGCAGAAGGCUUUAAGUGACAUGCAGGUUUACCUCUUCCAGGAACGAGAGCAAGCCCUCAGGCUCUAUGCUGAGAAUGACCGUCUCAAGAUCAGGGAGCUUGAAGACAGGAAAAAGAUUCAACACCUUUUAGCCCUGGUCGGUCCAGAUACAGGAGAGAUUACAUAUUUUCACAGAGAGCCUCCACACAAGGUCACUAUUCCUCAAAAGAAACUCUCACCCAGAGCCCAGGAGUUUGGAAAAGUAGCGAAACCAAGGCCUGGAUCAUCUAAAGAGGGGAGCAAGAAUUUGUCCAAAAAUGGAAAUGACACUAACUCUCAGCAGUACAAGAAAGAUAACCAGACAUUGUUACUACAGGUGGAGGCGCUACAGGCACAGCUGGAAGAGCAGACUCGACUGGCUAAAGAGCAAAUAGAGUCUCUGCUGGAGGACAGGCGAAUUCAUAUGGAGGAGGGCCAGGUUCAGCAUCAGCGAGACCAGGAGAGAAUCACUGCCCUUACAGAGAAACUCCAGCGCACACAGAACCUGCUGUAUGAGAGCACCAGGGACUUCCUGCAGCUGAAGUUUGAAAGUCGCACCCACGAAAAGAGCUGGAUGGUGGAGAAGGACAGACUUCUGAGAGAUCUGGACUCAUGUCAGGAGAGACUCAGGGAGCCACACAGCUUCCCAGAGCGACCAGGAGCCUCAACAGCCCCACUGAUCCUCACACAGCCCACUCCAGACAGCAGUCAGACUCAUCGGGAACAGAUCAGGGCUCUUCAAGAGGAGUUAAAGCAGGCUCAUAAGCUGGCAGACAUGUACAGAGAGCAGUGUGUAGGACUGGAGACAGACCUGGCACAGAUCAGAGAGGAGGGUGACGUUGGCAGAGAGAUCUUUAAAGAACGCUCAGACAAGAUAGCCAAUCGUCUUCAAUUAAUGACUCAGCGAUAUGAGGCUCUGGAAAAGAGACGAGCCAUGGAGGUGGAGGGCUUCAAGACUGACAUCAAACAUUUGCGACAGAAACUCAAAGAUGUUGAGAAGCAGCUGUUUAAGGUGACACUUAAUGUGGGGCCAGAUCAGGACUUGGCCAUCCUGCAUGAAGUCCGACAGUCUAACGCUCGCACCAAGAAAAUCCAGGGGGAGUUAAAAACCCUAAAAGCAAAGAUAUACGGACUAGAGAACGAACUGAGAUUCAGCUAGUUUUGUCUUAAUAGAACUUUUGUUCUUUUUUCAUUAUUGACCAUGCAAAUCAGAAUGAGAUCAAAGCUC